Messenger RNA from Paecilomyces variotii, 159 nucleotides. RefSeq lists its product as hypothetical. Lineage: Eukaryota; Fungi; Ascomycota; Eurotiomycetes; Eurotiales; Thermoascaceae. The transcript is spliced from 2 exons. Bases 1 to 159 code for a protein of 52 amino acids. The record is from RefSeq and is a predicted model, not a curated record.
AUGCGUUUCACCGUCGCCAUUUUUUCCCUCCUUGCAGCUGUCGCUAUUGCGGCUCCAAUCACUACCCAUGAACGAACGGAUACCGCUCCUGCCAUGACGACCACGCAAGGCGACGUCGUACCUUUCAACUCGGCUGACGUUAACGUCGCCCAGAACUAG